AGUCGCUUAGCAACCGGGAGGCUUACCUUUCGAAGCUUGUUGCAGCUCUAUCCUCGGUCCUGCCCUCUUCCUGCCCUUCCCCACCCCUAAACUCCGUUCACCUAGGAGCUGCCAAACAUCUGGAUCAACCUGGGCACUACGAGGGGUUGAAUUUCUACCAUUAACGCCCCUUUUUACAUUUUUUUCCGACUUCCUGUUCACAUCCGUAAAACCCACUGAUUCUUUUACUACACUUUUUAUGAGAACAAGACAUUUUCUAGGAAGAUGGUGGCAGAAAAAGAGACCCUGAGCUUAAACAAAUGCCCAGACAAGAUGCCGAAGAGGACCAAGCUGCUGGCACAACAGCCGCUCGCGGUGCACCAGCCUCACUCCCUGGUUUCUGAGGGCUUCACAGUCAAAGCCAUGAUGAAAAACUCAGUCGUGAGAGGCCCUCCAGCUGCAGGAGCAUUUAAAGAAAGACCAACGAAGCCCACAGCAUUUCGAAAAUUCUAUGAGCGAGGUGACUUCCCAAUUGCCCUUGAGCAUGAUUCGAAAGGAAACAAAAUAGCCUGGAAGGUAGAAAUUGAGAAGCUGGAUUACCAUCAUUAUCUGCCUCUGUUUUUUGAUGGGCUUUGUGAAAUGACAUUUCCCUAUGAGUUUUUUGCUCGGCAAGGAAUCCACGACAUGCUGGAACACGGGGGGAACAAGAUUCUACCUGUCAUUCCACAGCUCAUUAUCCCGAUAAAAAAUGCCUUGAACCUUCGAAACCGACAGGUCAUCUGUGUCACUCUCAAAGUCCUCCAGCAUCUGGUUGUGUCAGCGGAGAUGGUGGGGGAGGCUUUGGUGCCCUAUUACCGUCAAAUUCUCCCCAUCCUGAACAUCUUUAAGAAUAUGAAUGUUAACUCCGGAGACGGCAUCGACUACAGCCAGCAGAAGAGGGAGAACAUCGGUGACUUGAUCCAGGAGACGCUGGAGGCCUUCGAGCGCUAUGGAGGAGAAGACGCCUUCAUCAACAUUAAGUACAUGGUCCCAACCUACGAGUCGUGCUUGCUAAACUAACGGUGGGAGCAGGUGGGAUGUGAGGAAGGCUUCCCUUGGCGUUGUGAUCAACUGUCUCUGCUGCUUUUAGCAUCUCAUUCCUUGUGACUUCUACGGCUUUCUUUUCUACAGCUGCUAAAAUAGUGGCUCAUGGGCCAUUGGACUGUUAGCCCUAUUGAGAACAAGGCUUUCCAAUACAUAAAUAGUGCCUGUUUCUUAGAUUACAAUAGUGUACUGUGCUUAUUUGUUCUACGAGAAGAAUUGCUUCUUUAUCCAGCUCUGACAGAAGCAGGAGUCCGAGUUAAACCUUCAGUUGUAUAGACAAUAAAACUAUAAUUUUCAUACGCAAUUCAGCAAUUGCUGUUCUGUGUCUGCCUGCCCUGAGGGUGAUGUCAGAGGCUGUAAGGGAAGAGUUUAUGCUGACUGCUUAAUAGGUGUUUUUCAUGGAAGAGAAGAGAUGCAUCAGUUCAGCAGUGACUCUCUAGCAGCUGUGUGCUUUGACAUUCAAUAAAACUGUUGAAUCUA
Molecule: messenger RNA, 1542 nt
Organism: Propithecus coquereli (Coquerel's sifaka)
Lineage: Eukaryota; Metazoa; Chordata; Mammalia; Primates; Indriidae
Gene: PACRG
Product: PARK2 co-regulated
Exons: 5
Coding region: 265-1038 (257 amino acids)
Cellular component (GO): cytosol; vesicle; neuron projection
Molecular function (GO): Hsp90 protein binding; Hsp70 protein binding
Source: RefSeq, a predicted model, not a curated record